This is a messenger RNA of Trichobilharzia regenti, 3092 nucleotides long. The record is from the annotation of a GenBank genome assembly. Lineage: Eukaryota; Metazoa; Platyhelminthes; Trematoda; Strigeidida; Schistosomatidae.
AUGGUCUCCAAGUACGUACUGGGUGUUGACUUUGGAAGCACUCAUGCAUGUGCCAGAGUUUACACUACGGAUCUUAAAGCCAUUGGAUCUAGCAGCACUAAAGUAUCCCGGAUUGAAGGGUCGGAUGGUUCAUGUGAAUUGGAUCCGGAGGCUGUAUGGGAUUGCUUAUGCAGACUACUGGAUAGUGCUGUACGAGACGCCAACAUUCGUCCUGACCAAAUCAAAUGCAUAGGCAUUUCAGUUCAGAGAAAUAGUUUAGUGCUUUGGGAUAAAAAGACAUCAAUCCCGCGAACGCGAAUUAUCACAUGGCAGGAUACACGUGCUUUAGACCUCGCUAAAAAAUGGAAUAACUCUUUUAUACUUCGUAGUAUGAAAGCUGCUGGUCAUCUGUUAUACUGGAUGACUCAUCGCUCAAGGUUCAAAGCAUUAGCGUCAUACCAUUUCAAAACAGCAUUAGCCUGUGUACGUCUUAAAUACUUACUAAAUGAAAGGCCAGAGCUUUUAGAUGAAUGCCGUAAAGGUUUACUCUGUUAUGGAUGUUUAGAAACAUGGUUGAUAUGGAAGCUUACAGGUGGAGAAACAUUUGCUACAGAUGUCAGCUGUGCAAGUGUUACCGGAAUGUAUGAUCCUUUCUCUCGUAAAUGGAGUCAUCCAAUUUUGGCCAGCUUAGGAAUACCUCCAAGCAUUCUUCCCGAUGUUUAUCCAUCCAGUUAUUAUUACGGAACUGUUCGACAUGGUCCUCUUGGAAAUUCAUCAAAUCCGUCAUUAGCUAUUCCAGUCACUGGUAUUAUUGGUGAUGCUCAAGCGGCCACAUUAACUGAGAAUUGUUUAUCUCCUUGUCAAGCUAAGAUUACUUUAGGCACUGGGAGCUUCUUGAAUUUAAAUUCUGGUUCUAAAGCUCUAGCCGUAGUGAAUGGCUUUUAUCCUGUUAUUGGAUGGGCAUCUGGUCAUGCAUAUAAUGAUGGUUUUCAAAGUUGUGAAACAAGUUCUGCCAAGAGUUCUUUUUCUUCAAUAUCUUCAUCAUCUUUACCGUCUACAUCAAAAUCUAUUCAACUUAAUAAUCUUACUUAUUUAGUUGAAUGUUUUCAUCCAAAUACCGGUACACUUAUUGAUUGGUUACAAUCAGAAGAAGUCUUCCUUAAAUAUUCAGACUUGGAGGAAAUGCUUUUAGAAGGUGAUCAUCUUGGUUUAGAUGAAAAAGCCACUCUUGAAAAUAUAUAUUAUAUCCCAUCACCAAUGGAUUCACUUAAACAACAAAAAAAUAUACUUUCGAAAGGACUAUUUAAAUCUAAUAAGAUAUCAAUUCAUGGACCAGGUGGCGUUAUUAUCGGCAUGGAUUGUUCAAAGUCUCGUGAUAGACUACUUAUUGCUCGUGUUGUAGUCGAGUCAAUUGCAUUCACUACGAGAUUUAUGCUGGAAAAUUGUCGUAAACAAACAGGUCUUUCUCCAUCAGUUGUCUAUGUAAACGGUAAUGUAGCCCGUUCAAACUGGCUGCUUCAACGCAUAUCAAAUGUAAUCGGGAUUCCAGUUGAACGUAGUGGUACUGAAGAAUGCAGUUGUGUAGGUGCAGCGAUCUCUGCAGGUGUUGGUGCAGGCAUAUGGUCGAGUUUUUCUGCAGCUAACGAAGCACUACACAAUCGACUCCGGUCAGAAUCAAAUAACUCCUUAUCUGUUGAUACAUAUCCUACAAAGGAUGAAAGUAAUGAAAUUGACAACCUGAAGAUGAAUCAUUCUAACCUCCGUAGACGUUUUAUACCUCAAUCAGCAGAAAUAUGUAAAUCUGUAAAACAACGUUAUCAAAUUUGGUCGCAUAUACGUGCUUCACAUCCGCAUAGAUUACCUUUGAUCAGAAAUGUGUAAAUAGAUGGAUGGAUGGAUGGGUAGAUGGGGAUAAUCAACUGGGGUCGUGAAAAUGAAAUAAAAAGUGUCAAUUUCGUAUUGACAGCUUCCUGUUAUUGUUGUUGUUUUUCUCCUCUCAUUUAUCUGUACAUGCUUAAGUCUGUAUUAUUCAACUGUAAUUUAUUCUUCUUUAUCAAACUUUUCAUUUAUCUGAGCUGUUAUCAAUUUAUGAACAAAUUGUCGUCCAGUUUACUGCCUACCUACCUAGCUAGGCAGGCAGUACAUUUCUUCCUUUUUCUACUAUUCAUAUUUGUGUCAAUACAACACAUAUGUCUGUAAGAAAAAAAAAGGAAUUUGAUUGCUACAGCUGGUAAAGUAGCUAGUACUUAUAUAUAUAUAUAUAUAUAUAUAUAUAUAUAUAUAUAUUCUUCAUUCUUAUUGUUUUUGACUUUAUUCCUUCGCUCAGCAUCAACACAUGAUGAAAUCAAUUUUCAAUCCUUUUUAUAUGCAAUUACACACAGAAUAAUAGUAGUAUUCUGUUGUCUGUCAUCAAAUUAUUCUCAUCUUAAACACAUGUUACUCCUAUCUAAGAGCGAGUGCUUAUCAGUUAUUACUAAAAAUGAAGACGAUGACCGGGGAGAGGGGUGGCGACGGGGUGACGGGCUAAUUUGAUUACAUGAACAACACACUGAACAUUCAUGCAGUUACCUUUGCUAAUCAUUAAAAGUGCCAAAGAUAAAAACAAAGAAGUGGACUGUAGUAAAGUGAUUGAUGUUCAUCACAACAUUUCUAGUACCUCCUGCUUACUUAAACCUCUCCUUCUAUCUUUAAAGUAUUAUGUAAUAUGCUUUUUUGUACUUUGUAUUAUUUAUGUGUAUAUAAGCAGUCUCUGUCUCUCUCCAUAUAUAUCCAAGUAAGCCUUUCCAAGAGAUGGUAUUAUACUGUGUCUUUCGCUUAACUACUGCUCAUUUAUCUCUUCUUUUUUUAUUAUUAUUCUGUGUAUGUAUAAUUCAAUAUUAAUUCCUAUUUUAUUUAUUCAAUUUUUCUAAAUAUGUCGCUGUUUUCAUAAAUCAUUUCCUUUAUGUAUGUUGUAAUUUUUUUUUUAUAAAUGAACUUUAUUACAUGAUAUCAUAUCACUUUUCGAAGUAUAUAAAAAUUUUUUCUCUUCAGUAGGGUGGUUUUUAUUUAUGUAUCUUAUUGUUUUUACAAGUUUUUUACGUGUUUUUUUUUCUGUUCACAUAUUCUAUAUGCGU